GAGCGGCCAAGAGGCGCCAGCAGGUUCCGGGGUGAUGGCGAAGAACACAGUGUCCUCUGCGCGCUUUCGCCACGUGGAUGUGGGUGAGUAUGAUGAGAACAAAUUCAUGGACAAGGAGGAGAAAGGCGAUGGCCAGGCCGGGCCCGACGAGGGCGAGGUGGAUUCGUGCCUGCGGCAAGGGAACAUGAUGGCUGCAUUGCAGGCAGCCCUGAAGAAUCCUCCAAUCAACACCAAGAACCAAGCAGUAAAGGAUCGCGCAGAAAGCAUUGUUCUGAAAGUUCUCAUCUCUUUCAAAGCCAAUGAUAUUGAAAAGGCAGUACAAUCUCUGCACAUAGCCGCUAGAUACCUCUCCCUGCACCCUGAGCCACACACAACCCCAGCUAUCCCUUUUCCUGCACACUGAGCUAUCCCCUGCCCA
This is a messenger RNA of Gopherus flavomarginatus (Mexican gopher tortoise), 418 nucleotides long. RefSeq names its product actin-related protein 2/3 complex subunit 5-like. Gene Ontology annotation, molecular function: actin filament binding. Gene Ontology annotation, biological process: cell migration; Arp2/3 complex-mediated actin nucleation; regulation of actin filament polymerization. Gene Ontology annotation, cellular component: Arp2/3 protein complex; cytoplasm; actin cytoskeleton. Bases 35 to 403 code for a protein of 122 amino acids. NCBI's taxonomy places the organism in Eukaryota, Metazoa, Chordata, Testudines, Testudinidae. The transcript has a single exon. The record is from RefSeq and is a predicted model, not a curated record.